UACCCAUCACCGCAUAUCCCUUCUCCAUCAGUUCACUUCAUCUUACAAUUUUACAUCCCUCUCUUCUUUAUAGCACUAUUUUCUUCAGUCUCUCUUAUCUACUUACAUAAAACACAAAUGGCCUCUCCUGUACACUUUUCAAGUGUUCUAUUCACCAUUUUUCUCACAAUUUCCCUCCUCCAUUUGACCUCAGCCAGGAUACUCACUGAAUCCGAAACCCAACUACUGAAAUUCCAAUACCACAAAGGCCCUCUCCUCACCGGCAAAAUCUCAGUGAACCUCAUCUGGUACGGCAAAUUCAACCCAUCCCAACGCGCCAUCAUUGCAGAUUUCAUCACCUCCCUCUCCUCAUCCCCCAAAUCCACAACAUCACAACCCUCUGUCGCCAAAUGGUGGAAAACCACCGAGAAAUACUACCACAACAAAUCACCCAAGCUCUCACUCUCUCUAGGAACCCAGAUCCUUGAAGAGAAAUACUCUCUUGGAAAAUCACUCACCACCAACCAAAUCAUCAAACUCGCAUCAAAAGGUCCCCAGAGAAACGCCAUCAACGUGGUUCUCACCUCCGCUGAUGUGGUAGUGGAAGGUUUCUGCUCCAGCAGGUGCGGGACCCACGGUUCCUCUAAUGGCGCACGCGUGAACGGAAAGAGAUCAUCCAAGUUUGCAUACAUUUGGGUUGGUAACUCUGAGACUCAGUGCCCUGGUCAGUGCGCGUGGCCAUUUCACCAACCCAUUUACGGUCCACAGAACAAGCCUCUUGUUGCGCCUAACAACGAUGUCGCUUUAGACGGAAUGGUGAUCAAUGUGGCGAGUCUGUUAGCUGGGACCGCCACGAACCCUUUCGGGAAUGGCUACUUUCAGGGACCUAAAGAGGCGCCUUUGGAGGCUGCGUCGGCUUGCACCGGCGUGUAUGGGAAAGGAGCUUACCCUGGCUACGCCGGGAACCUCUUGGUGGACCCCACAACUGGUGCUAGCUACAAUGCUAAUGGCAUCAGUGGACGAAAAUAUUUACUGCCUGCGUUAGUUGAUCCUAAAACCUCAGCUUGUUCCACACUUGUCUAAUGCUAACAAAUCAAGAUUUAUAAACUCUUGACUUUGUUUAUUUGUAGUAUAAUGGGAUUCUUUAAUUUGUUCAUUCUUAUUUUAUUGUAAUCUGAAUAAGAUUAUAAAAAUAUAAUAUUAAAUUGAGGUGAUUCUAUAUUC
Messenger RNA from Lotus japonicus, 1203 nucleotides. RefSeq names its product protein PHOSPHATE-INDUCED 1-like. Lineage: Eukaryota; Viridiplantae; Streptophyta; Magnoliopsida; Fabales; Fabaceae. The record is from RefSeq and is a predicted model, not a curated record. The coding region runs from base 118 to 1062 and encodes 314 amino acids. The transcript has a single exon.